CGGCCAGUGCAGCAGCUCGCGCAGGCUGAAGCAGAGAAAGAGGAGCUCCAGUUGGAGUUGGAGCGCAACGGGAGAGACCCGUGGCCCUUGCAGUCUGUAAAAAAGGCUGCCUUGCACUUGCCUGGAUGAACCCGACCUGGUCCUACACUCAGCGCAGCAGCCCGUCAUGGGGGACGGUGGCGCGUCCUCGCAGGUGAACCUCCAGAAUGGCUCCGGCAGCGGCGCUUCGGACGCACCAGGCGCCGCUGCGACCGCGUCCGAGCAGUGGAUGGCUGGGAUGAGCCUGGUUAUGGGUUUGAUCGUCCUGUUCAUUGUUCUUGGGAAUAUUCUAGUGAUCGUAGCCAUAGCCAGGACGCAGAGGCUGCAGACGCUCACUAAUGUGUUCAUCGUGUCUCUGGCCAGCGCGGACCUCAUCAUGGGGCUGCUUGUGGUGCCGUUUGGCGCCGCUCUCGAGGUGCGCGGCUCGUGGCAGUACGGCUCCUUUUUCUGCGAGUUCUGGAUUUCAGUGGACGUCCUCUGCGUCACAGCCAGCAUCGAGACCCUGUGCGUUAUCGCCAUAGACAGAUACGUGGCCAUCACCUCGCCGUUCCGCUACCAAAGCUUGUUAACCAAAGCUCGCGCAAAAGCGGUGGUGUGCAUCGUGUGGGCCAUCUCUGCGCUCGUGUCCUUUCUCCCAAUCCUCAUGCACUGGUCCCGGGACAGCUUGGACACUGCUUGCUACGAGGACCCGGAAUGUUGCGACUUCGUCACCAACAGAGCUUAUGCCAUCUCCUCAUCCAUCAUUUCCUUUUACAUUCCUCUUCUGGUCAUGAUUUUUGUUUACGCCCGCGUGUACAGAGAGGCGCAAAAGCAGCUGAAGAAAAUCGACAAGUGCGAGGGCAGGUUUCACAACACUUUGACGGGACAGACCUCCAAGUGCAGGAAGAGGCCGUCAAAAAUCCUUGCGCUCAGGGAGCAGAAGGCGCUCAAAACACUUGGCAUCAUCAUGGGGACGUUCACUCUGUGCUGGUUGCCCUUCUUCAUUGUCAACGUGGUGCGUGUGUUCAGCGCAGAGGUGGUGGACAAGGACCUUUUCGUGUUCCUAAACUGGUUGGGGUAUGUGAACUCAGCGUUCAACCCCAUCAUUUAUUGCCGGAGCCCGGACUUCAGGAAAGCGUUCAAGAGGCUGCUGUGCUGUCCGCGGCAGGCCGACCGCCGGCUGCACAUCAGUUCCUGCGAUCUGUCCCGGUGCUCCGGCGGGUUCGUCACCGCUCUGGAGCCCGGGACGCUGGGGAUGUGGUCUGACUGCGCGGUCUUGGACAACAGUGACAGCAGCCUGGUGGGGGGCGUGAAGCUGUCUCACUCUGAAUCCCAGCUGUGAAAAAAUAAAUAAA
This is a messenger RNA of Labrus mixtus (cuckoo wrasse), 1373 nucleotides long. It is a transcript of the gene adrb1, whose product is annotated as adrenoceptor beta 1. The record is from RefSeq and is a predicted model, not a curated record. The transcript has a single exon. Gene Ontology annotation, molecular function: beta1-adrenergic receptor activity. Gene Ontology annotation, cellular component: membrane. Gene Ontology annotation, biological process: norepinephrine-epinephrine-mediated vasodilation involved in regulation of systemic arterial blood pressure; positive regulation of heart rate by epinephrine-norepinephrine; adenylate cyclase-activating adrenergic receptor signaling pathway. Lineage: Eukaryota; Metazoa; Chordata; Actinopteri; Labriformes; Labridae. Bases 167 to 1360 code for a protein of 397 amino acids.